This is a messenger RNA of Dipodomys spectabilis (banner-tailed kangaroo rat), 3816 nucleotides long. RefSeq names its product GRB2 associated regulator of MAPK1 subtype 2 (gene Garem2). The transcript is spliced from 6 exons. Lineage: Eukaryota; Metazoa; Chordata; Mammalia; Rodentia; Heteromyidae. The record is from RefSeq and is a predicted model, not a curated record. The coding region runs from base 32 to 2626 and encodes 864 amino acids.
CGCGCGGGACUGGCCGUCGGGGCUCCAUGCCAUGGAGAAGCUGGCGGCCGGGCUGGCCGGCCUGCGCUGGAGCAUGGGCGCCUUCCCGCUCGACCUCAUCGUCAGCCGCUGCCGCCUGCCCACGCUCGCCUGCCUCGGGCCAGGGGAGUAUGCUGAGGGGGUCAGCGAGCGAGACGUGCUGCUCAUCCACUCCUGCCGCCAGUGGACAACGGUGACAGCCCAUGCGCUGGAGGAGGGCCACUAUGUCAUCGGGCCCAAGAUCGACAUUCCCCUGCAGUACCCAGGGAAGUUCAAGCUCCUGGAGCAGGCCCGGGAUGUGCGGGAGCCGGUGAGGUACUUCAGCAGCGUGGAGGAGGUGGCCAGUGUCUUCCCCGACCGCAUCUUCGUGAUGGAAGCUAUCACUUUCAGUGUCAAGGUGGUAUCGGGCGAGUUCAGCGAGGACAGCGAGGUGUACAACUUCACGCUGCACGCGGGCGACGAGCUCACGCUCAUGGGCCAGGCGGAGAUCCUGUGCGCCAAGACCACCAAGGAGCGCUCGCGCUUCACCACGCUGCUGCGCAAGCUGGGCCGCGCCGGGGCGCUGGCCGGGGUGGGCGGCCCGGGGGCGGCGGGCGCCGCAAGCAGCGGCAGCGGCAGGCCUAUCAAAGGCAAGAUGCCCUGCCUCAUCUGCAUGAACCAUCGCACCAACGAGAGCCUGAGCCUGCCCUUCCAGUGCCAGGGCCGCUUCAGCACGCGCAGCCCGCUGGAGCUGCAGAUGCAGGAGGGCGAGCACACGGUGCGCGCCAUCAUCGAGCGCGUGCGGCUGCCGGUGAACGUGCUGGUGCCCAGCCGACCGCCGCGCAAUCCCUACGACCUGCACCCGGUGCGCGAGGGCCACUGCUACAAGCUGGUCAGCAUCAUCUCCAAGACGGUGGUGCUGGGGCUGGCGCUGCGCCGCGAGGGCCCCGCGCCGCUGCAUUUCCUGCUGCUCACCGACACGCCGCGCUUCGCGCUGCCGCAGGGGCUGCUGGCCGGGGACCCGCGCGUCGAGCGCCUGGUACGCGACAGCGCCUCCUACUGUCGCGAGCGCUUCGACCCCGACGAGUACUCCACGGCCGUGCGCGAGGCGCCCGCCGAGCUCGCCGACGACUGCGCCAGCCCGCGCCGCGCGCGCCUCUGCCUGCCCGCGCCGCGCGCCUCCGCGCUCGCCCGCGCGCCCGGCCCGCUCGGGCUAGUGCUGCCCGCGCCCGCCAGCGACAGCGACCAGGAGUACGUGAGCCCAGACUGGGCCGGGGCGCCCGAGCCCCCCGGGCCGCCCGCUGAGAUCCCCUACGAGGAGCUGUGGGCGCACCAGGCACCCGAGAGCCUCUCCGAGGGCCGCGGCCGGCUGCCGCCUGGGCCCGAUCUCAUCUCCUUCGGGGGCGUCGGGCCACCGCGUCGCGACUCUGAAGCGCCACCGCCGCCUGUGCCCCCCAAAUCCGAGGCGGUGAAGGAGGAGUGCCGCCUGCUCAACGCCCCCCCUGUGCCUCCCCGGGGUGGCAGUGGUGGGGGCAGGCUCUCUGGCAGUCCCCCAGUGCCACCCCGCUUCCCGAAGCUACAGCCCGUCCACUCACCCAGCUCCAGCCUCUCCUACUACUCUUCCGGCCUCCAGGAUGGGGCGGGCUCCCGCAGUGGCAGUGGCUCCCCCUCACCUGAUGCCUACUCCCUCUACUGUUACCCCUGCACCUGGGGAGACUGCAAGGCCGCAGAUGCCUCUAGCCGCCCGCCGCCUGCAGGACCUCUGCCCUCCACCACCACGCAGCCCAGCCAGGCCUCCCGUGCCCUCACAGAGCCUCUGAGCCCUCGGGGGGCCUCCUUCUUGGGGGCUGACACUGCAGUCAAGACCUACCAUGGCUGCCCACCCCUGUUCAAGCCCUCCCACUCCCAGAAACGCUUUGUUCCCUUUGGCGCUCUCAAUCCUUUCUCUGGGUCCACAUACCCCUCGGGUCCCCCAGCAGUCCCUUCCGGGCCCACAUCCACUUCUGGCGCCCUGGCUGCCUCCAGCCCUGCACAUUCCCCGGUUCCCGUCUCGCAGGGCCAGGGCUACUCAGCUGCUCCACCCUCAUCCCCAUCUUCCUCUGAGUGGCAGGAACCAGCGCUGGAGCCCUUGGAUCCCUUUGAGCUGGGACAGGCCAGCUCUGAGCCAGAGCUGCUUUGCUGUCAGGAGCCCAGAGCUGUAGGGGUGCCUGGAGCCCGUCUUUCACCACUUGGUCCCCCUAAGGUCUUUGAGCCCGAAGGUUUGGCCUUGAGGCAAGCUCCUACUCCGCUGUCACCAGCCACUCUGCCGGGGUCUGAGGCAGGAGGGGCGCGAGUCUUUCUCACCCAAGGGCCUCCUGCCAGUCCUCGGGAGGGAGCAGGCUCUGGAGGCAGGGAUGGCUCCUGGCAGCCCCCCGCGGACCUGUCCGCACUUUCCCUGGAAGAAGUCUCUCGAAGUCUGCGCUUCAUCGGGCUCUCAGAGGAUGUGGUGAGCUUCUUUGCCCGGGAGCGGAUCGAUGGGAGCAUCUUUGUGCAGCUCAGUGAGGACAUCCUGGCCGAUGACUUCCGCCUCACUAAGCUGCAGGUCAAGAAGAUCAUGCAGUUCAUCAAAGGCUGGCGGCCCAAAAUCUGAGCCCCUCAGCAACUGCUACCCUACUGGCACAGCUGCACUGCUGGCUUAGGCCCCAGAGCCAACACUCCAGAAGAGAAGCAAGUCCUGUCUGCACAGAUACUAUGCUGAGGCCUAAGACAUGGGGGAAUGUUCUUCUCAGGGGUGGGCCCUGCAGAGUUGGCUUGCUGUUGUGAAUAGCUGGGGAAGGGCAUAGCUGUGCACCUGGCUUGGCGAGAUAGAGUGGUGGUGAAGUGUGGAUCAAAAGGUAGCCUUUGGGGUGGCAGAAUGCCACCCCGUGUCCUGAUGCAGUCCUUCAGGGACAUGGCAUAUUUUUCAGCCCUGUAGGUUCAGAUUAGACAUGGGAAGAUGGCCUGUAAUGCAUGCACAAAUUCCUUAAGUGUCCUCUCUUUCUUGCUCUGUAGGCUUUUAGCCUGCAGCUCUCCUGGGGCCAGGGGUGCAGUUUCUGUGUUGGUGAAGUACCUUUCCACCUGUUCCCCCAUGAUUAGCUGCCUGGCCCUAAGCAUUGGAAUUGACCGUAAGCGUGUGCGCGCACGCGCGUGUGCGUGUGUAUGUGCGCGUGGGCACGCCUCUAGGCUCUGGAUUGAAGGUAGUCAGAGGAGGCUCAGCUCUGCUGUAGACCUACAUUAUUAGGGAGGCAGGUGCUCUCUAUUUUCUGCUCCAGCCUCACCUGGCCUAUCCAGUGAGGUACAGACUGGGGAAGACCAGGGAGCUUGAAGUCAGCUGCUCCUUCAUUUGGGAGCAAGCAGUGGUGGAUCAUCCACCACUCCGCCAGUCGCCUGCUGUAAGCAUUUGGUACUUGCUGAUGGACAUGGGGUGGACUUUUUGGUUUCUGUCACUGGAACAAGAGGAUGGUACAGCUAAGGGAGGGGGGUGGCUUGGGAAAACCUGCCCUUCCUCCUUGGUGCAGUUGUGCAUUUGUUCACACACUUCAGUCUGAAGCAUGGUGACCGUGUGAGACAGAAUCCCAUCAUGUCUCAGGCCCACCAGCUUCAGAGCCCAUAGGGCUCAGCCUUUCGUUGGCCUUACUUGGUCUACUUAGCUAUUUAUUUCACUAAGGCAUGUUGGUGCCUGGGCCCGUCAGACUGUCUUAGCUCUGAGGGAAGGAGUAUAGUAGAACAGACACUGAUGCUGUGACAUUUGGUUUUCUCCUCCAAGGACUAGGGAAAUAAAUGCUAGACCACUGAAGAAUA